AUGUUUUUGAAGGCGUUGAAAGACAGUGUCCACGCCGUCCGGAUGGCAGCAGUGAAGGAAGCAUCGGCUUUUUGCAGAAUAUUCGGCAACGAAUGGAGCACGACGGCGUUUAUUCCACAAAUCCUCAACGAGUACUAAAAACCGAAUACUACUACAGCCGCCUCGUUUCACAUUUUACCGCAAUAGACUUUUAACGAGUCCUAAAUCUUUUUCAAUAAUAGCUUUCAAAUUCAAUACCUACGGAUGCAUUUUCUGAAGAAAGACUCAAGUACAUGUACAAGAUGGAUAGAUUCACACUUCUCUCCAAACUUCUUCAAACAACUUGAUAAGGUUCUCCUCAAAGAGUGGUCAUUGUAUUCGACUGACCGUGUUGCAGGCAAUAGUGCCAUUAGGCGAAGUCCUAAAUGGCCAGCAAACGGAGACUAUACUAGCGCCAACCUUCCUCAAAGCUCUCGGAGACUCCGUGCCAAACGUCAAAUAUCGCGCAUGUACUACCUGUUAUAAGAAUGCUGCUUUUUUGAUUACUUAGACUUUUUUGAUGACAACAACAAUUAAUUUAGGACAUAAGAGGAUACGACCAUAGAGCAUUACAUGACUGUUCUUGUUACAAACACCACCUCUUUAAGAAGUAGACUUCGUAGUCAAUGCAAAAUAGUCGACUGGACUCGUCAUGCAAAAUGUUCUUCGUUGGAAGAAAAUACUUUGAUGAUGUUCCAAAACCGAAGUCACAGGUAAGCUCACAAACAUAUUUCUACAAUCCCGACAGGUAAGCUCACCAUGACAUUCUGCCGAGAUAGCGAGAUGCGAAUAGAGUUUAUUCGCGACCAAAUAAGGCCUGCGGUGGAGAAAGUCAUCGCAGAGACCGGUGCUGGAGAGGUGCAGUCUGCGGGUUACGCUGCUCGCGAUGCGAUUGAUCACAUCAUCAAGGCUGGUAGGUCCGUUCCCGUCCCUGUCCCUACCUAACUACCUAACUACCUACCUAUAUAAUUUUUAUUUUCGAAACUGUAUGAAGACUCGGGUGCUUGUAGUACAAGUAGUCAUGGUCAUCGUCUCCCUUGUCCGCUAGGUGUAGUGCUAGGAGGUGUGGAUGUACUAAUCACAACUACACAGCUACACAGUAGAACAAAGUCUUCGUCGACACGGCACCCCCUUCUGUCGUGAGGCACGGCACCCACGCCACUUCAGAAGUCCUCUGUUGUACUAGUACCACCUAGUAUCAUCAGUUUAUAUCCUUUCUUUUGCUCCUUUUCUUCUUUUGGUCAAUCAAUAUUCUUAUUCGUAGACGAUUUUCUCAAGAUCCGUAAAUUUUCGUUCUUAUACAUGGUCAACAAGAAGGUCUAAAAUGUAGUAUUCGUGUUCCACAGGUCGGGACUUCUUUUAUAUGAAAAAAGAAGUAGGCAAAGCACACCGGCACAACUAUCCAGACAAGUGUAGUCAUCUAUAGGUUGUAUUACAGCAAUGAAAAUGCGUUCGUAAAUGAACAUGGAAAUAAGAUGCACUCUGUCUUCUACUUUCGAUCAAGUAGAACAAGGACUUCACGCAACACGAAUAGAAAUGUGAUUUACAAGUGAAAAGAGAUUGGAGAAGUAGUGGACGAAAAUACUUUC
Messenger RNA from Amoebophrya sp. A25, 1607 nucleotides. Lineage: Eukaryota; Dinophyceae; Syndiniales; Amoebophryaceae. The record is from the annotation of a GenBank genome assembly.